Rotaria sp. Silwood1 is the source of this 1086-nucleotide messenger RNA. The record is from the annotation of a GenBank genome assembly. Lineage: Eukaryota; Metazoa; Rotifera; Eurotatoria; Philodinida; Philodinidae.
AUGACUAAUGUUAAUCCAAUAGCAAUGUUAGCUGCACAAUGUAAUAAAUUUCAAUCAUCAAAUCCAAGUCCACCAUUAUCACCAUCAAAAGCAAAUUUAUAUGCUUGGAAACGACCAAUCGUAAAUAAUCCAUCAAUACAUUCCAAUUCUCAAAUAACAUCACCAUUCGUUCGUAUUAAUCAUUAUGAACAUUCAUUAUUAAAUAGUAAUGGACAUUUAAAAGAAAAUUCAUCAACACCAUCAUCAACAACAACUUGGAUGGAUAUGCAUCAUCAUCAUCAUAAUCAUCAUCAACCAUGGUUUACAACAAAUCAAACACCUCCUAUUUUGAACCAUAAUGAUCAACAAACAUCUCCACCUCCAUCAUUAUUUUCUGCAACAGCCAAUGUUCAAUAUCCAACACAUGUUCAAUCAACACAUUACAAUGAUUUUCUUUCUGUUAAUCAUCCAUAUAAUACAGAUUCAUAUCGACAUGAAUUUCGUUUAUUUUAUCCACCUAUUGUAUCAUCUCAUACACCUUCACCACCAACAAUUCAAGCAUCAACAUCAUCCACAUCAACAUCAUCAAUAACGAAAAAUCCAUUAAAAAAACCUAAAACAAGUCGUGCUCAAUGUGAUUGUCCAAAUUGUCGUGAAGCUGAUCGUUUAGGUUAUAUUUCUGGAUCAACUGUACGAAAAAGAAAUAUACAUAAUUGUCAUAUACCGGGAUGUGGAAAAGAAUAUCAUAAAACUUCACAUCUUAAAGCACAUUUACGUUGGCAUACAGGUGAACGACCAUUUGUAUGUAAUUGGUUAUUUUGUGGAAAACGAUUUACCCGUAGUGAUGAACUUCAACGACAUUCACGUACACAUACAGGUGAAAAAAGAUUUGCAUGUCAAAUAUGUGGAAAACGUUUUAUGAGAAGUGAUCAUCUUAAUAAACAUGUAAAAACUCACAUCAAUAAUAGCACUAAUGAUGAACAUCGAUCAAGAAAUGUUGAAUCUCAUACACAAGAAAAUCAUGAUCAUCAUCAGACAUAUCAUCAUAUGCAUCAUCAAAGAUUUCUAUCAGCUGAUAUUAAAACAGAACCGAGAAUGAGAGAUUAG